AUGGCGGUGCCGGUGCUGGAGUUGCGCCGGGUGUGCCAGCAGGUCUGGGAGCCUGUGCUCGCUAGGGCGAAUCGGUCUGUCGUCUUCCUGGACGCGGCGUGCGCCGAGGCGCUGCACUGGGGAGGCGGCGGGGCGGGCGAGCUGCUGGCGGCGGGGGCGCUGGCCGUCAGGGCUCUGCCCGCUGAGACGGGAGGAACAGCGGCGUCAGGCCGCAUCGUCUUCGUGGUGAGCGGGCCGCUGCGGGGAGGCACAGCCGCCGCUGUCCGCGGAGUAUUGGACCGGGGCGCCGUUCGGCACUGCGUCCUGGUGUGCGGCGGCGAGGCGGAGGACGGCGAGCAGGCCGAGAUGGAGGAGACCCUGCGGCGGUGGAUGGGCGAAGGUAGCCGCGCCGAGGUGGUGCUGCGGGGCCCACCGCUCCUGGCGCCCGUCUCGGCCGAGCUCUGCUUGCUGCCUGGCCUGGCGACGUUUCUUCCGCCUCUGCCCGGCUCCGGCGGGCCCGGCCCCGUGGAGGCCGGGCUGGGCGCCCUGCCCGCCGAGUUGCGGGCGGCGAUGCGGACCCUGGUGGGCGACCUCGACGCUCUGUUCACCGCCCUGGGCCUGCGAGAGGAAUGCUUCGCCGUGGGGACUCUCAGCAGGGUCGUCGCCGCUGAGCUGGCAAGCUACGCCCCGGCCAGGAACAGGAGGAGAAUGGGCACCAAUAAAGCCUCCAUCGUCUUCGUGGACAGGACGUUGGACCUCGCUGGAGCAGUUGGCCAUCAUGGUGACAAUCUUGCAGAGAAGAUCCUUUCUGUGCUUCCCAAGCUUCCUGGCCACAAGACUGAUGUGAUGGUUAACAUGGUAGAACUCACAGCACUGCAGACUACAGAUGAAACCUGCAGCAUUAUAGCACCUGGCUGCUUAGCACAACCCAAUGAUCCAGCUGCCAGAGCUCUCUGGGAGUCCUUCAUGAACCUCAAACAGAAGGAAGCUGUGAUGGAGGCUAGGAGACACCUUGUGGAGGCUGCGAGCAGAGAAAAUUUGCCUAUUAAAAUGAGCAUGGGCAGAGUCACCCCAGAACAGCUCAGCUCUUACCUUCAGCUGUUCAGAAAUAAUCUCAAAGCUUUGGAGAACCAUUGUGGUCUUCUACAGCUUGUGCUGGCCACAAUCCAGACUUUGAAACACCCCCAGACUGCCAAAUGGGACAACUUCCUUGCCUUUGAGAGGUUACUUCUGCAGACCCUUGGUGAGUCAGAAAUGGCCAGUGUUUUAAAGCAGUUGCUGCCAAUGAUCAAGUCUUACAAGGAGAGGAAAAAAGAUGAUUACACCUGUGAGGACUUCCUUGUCCUGCUGGUAUACAUGUAUUCUGUGGUUGGAGAGAUGAAAAGUGGAAAAGAGCUGGAUGCAGCUGAAGAAGAGGUGAAAAAGGCCCUAACCAAAGCCAUUUGUGAUGAGCCGGAGCCAUCUCCUUUGUGGCAGAAAAUAACAGGCUGUGAGUCCUCCCUGGGCCUGACAUCUCAGAAAGCCAUGGAUGCAGUGGACGAUGUCUUCCGGUCCCUCAGGGACGUUGCAAGAGCUCGAGCGCACUUGAAGCAGUUUAAUUCCAUCCAUGAUCCAGGCAGCACCACUCUCCAGGCUUCUUACAAACCCCUGCUGAAACAGGUGGUGGAAGAGAUCUGUAGUGCUGAUCGACCUGAUCCUGUUGAUAUUGAGCACAUGUCAUCAGGCCUCACUGAUCUCCUCAAAACUGGAUUCAGCAUGUUCAUGAAGGUGAAUCGCCCUCACCCUGGUGAUCAUCCUCUUCUGAUCGUUUUUGUGGUUGGUGGAGUGACAGUCUCUGAGGUCAAAAUGGUGAAGGAUCUGGUGGCAGCACGCAAACCUGGCACCCAGGUCCUGGUGCUCUCCUCUGCACUCCUGACACCACCCAGGGCUGCUGAGUUGUUGUUUGCCACAGAUGGUCUCCACCCUGACACUGGUAUCUGA
Molecule: messenger RNA, 1959 nt
Organism: Indicator indicator
Lineage: Eukaryota; Metazoa; Chordata; Aves; Piciformes; Indicatoridae
Gene: SCFD2
Product: sec1 family domain containing 2
Exons: 9
Coding region: 1-1959 (652 amino acids)
Biological process (GO): intracellular protein transport; vesicle-mediated transport
Source: RefSeq, a predicted model, not a curated record